This is a messenger RNA of Cygnus olor (mute swan), 2023 nucleotides long. RefSeq names its product plasminogen activator, urokinase (gene PLAU). Gene Ontology annotation, molecular function: serine-type endopeptidase activity. The transcript is spliced from 11 exons. Bases 148 to 1437 code for a protein of 429 amino acids. NCBI's taxonomy places the organism in Eukaryota, Metazoa, Chordata, Aves, Anseriformes, Anatidae. The record is from RefSeq and is a predicted model, not a curated record. Gene Ontology annotation, biological process: plasminogen activation; regulation of cell adhesion mediated by integrin.
GGCACCGCCCCGGCCGGGCCUUUAUAGCGCCCGCCCCGGGCUGCUGCUGCCACAGCUCCGGCUGUGCUGUGCCUGGCCUCAUGCCCAGCUCCUAGGCUGAAUCAAAACAAAACAGAAGAGGAACAAAGUGAGAAGUUAACUAACACCAUGAAGCUAUUUAUCUUCCUCUCAGUAACCCUCGGCACUCUUGUCACGGGACUAGAUUCUGCUUACGGCAAGCAGCACUACAGACCAUCACAUAAACACAGGGAAUGUCACUGUCUGAAUGGAGGAACAUGCAUUACCUAUUACCUCUUUAGCCGAAUAAAUCGUUGCCUGUGCCCAGAAGGAUACAGUGGGCUUCACUGUGAAAUAGACGAUGACAGUAUAUGCUACACUGGAAAUGGGGAGAACUACAGAGGAACAGCAACUGAACGAGACUGUUUACUAUGGGAUCUUCCUUCAGUAAUCAAGAGAGGUGCUUACCAUGCUGACAUGAAGAAUGCUCUGCAGCUUGGACUGGGCAAACACAACUACUGCAGAAACCCAAAUGGAAGGACCAGGCCCUGGUGUUACACCUGGAGGGGAUUCUCCCUUCAAGAAACACCCUGCAACAUAGAUAAGUGUGAGCGCACAUGUGGUCAAAGAAGCAUCAGCAAGUACUUCAAGAUCGUUGGUGGAAGCCAGGCUGAGGUUGAGUCUCAGCCUUGGAUAGCUGGCAUCUUCCAAAACAUCAAGGGUGUUGAUCACUUUCUGUGUGGUGGCAGCCUCAUUGACCCUUGCUGGGUGCUUACAGCAGCACACUGCUUUUAUGAUCCGUCAAAAAGAAAACCAAGUACACCUGUAUACAAAGUCUUCCUUGGAAAGUCCAUACUGAAUGUUACUGAUGAAAACGAACAAGUGUUCGUGGUGGAUGAAAUCAUCUCUCACCCUGACUUUACAGAUGAAACAGGUGGCAAUGAGAAUGACAUUGCUUUGGUAAGAAUACGAACAGCUUCUGGACAGUGUGCAGUAGAAUCCAAGUAUGUCAGAACAGUCUGCUUGCCGGAGAGGAACCUUAACCUAUAUGACAAUACCCGGUGUGAAAUAGCUGGCUAUGGAAAACAGGAUUAUUAUGAUAUUUACUAUGCCCAAAGACUGAUGUCAGCCAGUGUUAACUUAAUAUCACAGAAGAAAUGCACAACUGAGUACUAUGACAGUAUCAGAGUUACUGACAACAUGGUCUGUGCUGGAGACUCCAUGUGGGCAACUGAUGCAUGCAAGGGAGAUUCUGGUGGCCCCAUGGUCUGUGAGCACAAUGGCAGGAUGACGCUUUACGGGAUUGUCAGCUGGGGAGAUGGCUGCGCAAAGAAAAACAAGCCAGGUGUUUAUACCAGAGUUACUAAAUACCUUAACUGGAUUGACUCCAAUAUGAAUGCAGUGUUCACCAAAAGUCGUUCUUUCGCUGAACCCAAGUGAUCUUUUUUCUACAUCUGGACUGAAAUGAACAGAAAGUCUGUGCUGAUGCCAGGACCCAAAAAUACUGACUGUCAUAAGAGUCUUUACUUUUAACUGCUCCUGUGGUGUGCCACUAACAUCGGUUUCUGGUGCAGAAAGACAGUUAGUAUUCACUCAGUACUAUGAAUUACCAGGAACCACUCUAUGGGAAGCUGAAGUAUUUAACAUUUAAAUGAGUAUUCCCAUGCACAGUACUAUACAUAUCAAGUUAUCUGUCUACUUAAUUUAUGAACUGGCAUUUGAUCUGGUAGUAUUGGUCAAGCUUUAACUCAGUUUACUUGUGUGCAUUUCAUACAUGGCUUCAGUCUAAAAUCUUUCCCCAUCACCCUGAACAGUGCUGAGUCAGACCUAAUGUGUGAACAGCAGUACUGAGAGGGUGACCAUGCUUUGCAUCAGAAUAUGCAAGAAAUUGUACCACCACUACUUAUCACUUAAUGUAUGAAGAAGGACCAAAGUCAACUCAGGCUGAAGCAACAGGCGGUAUACAGGGCUCAGUUCUGUAAACUUAACACUAAAAUCUUCAGGAUGACAACUGUAGCUGUGUUGG